CACCACGGCCCUGCACGCUGCCCGCCCCCACACCCACGCCCUCGCUGCUGCGCCCUCGCUGCUCGACCGCCCCGCGACGCACAGAACCGCUGUCGGCGCCCCCGCCUCACGUGCCGCCCGUAAGUUGCUCCCCGGCGCCGUCCUGUGCGCCGUCUGUGUUUGCGUCGCCCGCUCGCGCAUCCUCGUACGCCCACACGACUGACGUCCGGCAGCACCGCCUCCUGCCCGCACACGCACACGCCCCGCGCUGUCCGCACGCCCGCGCCGCGCACCAUGGCCGACAAGGAAGAGGACUUCAGCGCGCUCCCGCUGCCCGACCGCUUCACCCACAAGAACUGGAAGGUCCGGAAAGAGGCGUACGAGGCAGCCGCCAAGGAGUUCAAGCUCGCUGUGGGCGAGAACGACCCGAUCGUGCGCCAAUUCGUAAACGACGCAAGCAUAUGGAAGGGCGUCGUCGGCGACUCCAACGUCGCAGCACAGCAAGAGGGUCUGGCCGCCUUAUGCGCCUUCCUCGAAAUCUCCGGCCAGCAGGGCUGCACACGAACACGGCAGAUCACCAUUGCCACCAUCGCCGAAAAGGGUCUUCCCUCGACUCGACCCGCAGCAAAGCAGGCUGCGCUCGAGGCCCUGCUCUUGUACAUUGAGACAGACAAGCCCGAUCCGGUCAUCGAGGAGCUCCUGCCCAUCCUGUCGCACAAGCAGCCCAAGGUUAUCGCCGCGACGCUGGACGCCCUGACCCAGAUAUACCACGCUUACGGCUGCAAGACAAUUGAGCCCAAGUCUGUCCUCAAGCUCCUGCCCAAGGCCUACGGUCACGCAGACAAGAAUGUUCGGGCCAAGGCGCAAGAGUUGACGGUAGAGUUCUACCGAUGGCUCAAGGACGCCAUGAAACCUCUGUUCUGGAACGAUCUGAAGCCCGUUCAGCAACAAGACCUAGACAAGCUGUUCGAAAAAGUAAAAGAUGAACCACCGCCCAAACAAGAACGCUUGCUCCGUUCCCAACAAGCAGCAAAGGAGGCAGCUGCCGCAGCGCCCGGAGGCGAUGAAGACGAGGGCGAAGAAGAAGAAGACGGUGCUAUCGAUCUGGAGCCUGAAUUCGAGGCCAUCGACGUCUUUGCAAAAAUCCCAAAAGAUUUCAAUGAUCGUCUCGGUUCAACCAAGUGGAAGGACCGCAAGGAAGUGCUGGAAGAGACCCAAAAAGCCUUGGACACACCCAGAAUCGCAGAAGGGCCUUUUGAUGACCUCGUGCGCGGCUUCGCCAAGUCCAUGAAGGACGCCAAUGUGGCGGUAGUUAUCACCGCUGCCAACUGUGUCGAGCUGCUGGCCAAGGGCCUCAAGAAAAGCUUCAACAAGUACCGCAAAGAUAUCAUGAACGCGAUGAUGGAGAGGCUGAAGGAGAAGAAGCAAACUGUCACAGACGCCCUCGGAGCUGCACUGGACGCCGCCUUUGCUUCUUCAAGCAUUGCAGAUUGUUUAGAAGAGAUACUGGAAUUCCUAAAGCACAAGAAUCCGCAGGUCAAGUUGGAGUCCACAAGAUUCCUGGUCCGAUGUUUGAAGAACACUCGCGAAGCCCCCUCACCACCCGAAGCGAAGACAUUAGCUGAAGCCUCGACAAAAUUACUCACAGAGUCGCAAGAGGUACAGCGUUCCGCAGGCGCUGAAGUUCUUGGGACACUGUGGAAGAUCAUGGGGGAUCGCAUCAUGAAUGCCCAUCUUGAUGGACUUGAUGAGAUCAGGAAGACCAAGAUCAAAGAAUACUUCGAGGCAGCUGAGGUCAAAGCAAAGUACAAACCAAAGGCUGCUGCUCCUCCACCGAAGCCUGCGGCGGCACCUGCCGCCGGCAAAAAGCCAGCACUCGGCAAAAGGCCAGCCCCCAAGAAGGCUGCUCCAGCGCCAGCGACGGCACCGCCGCCUCCCGCAGAAGAGCCUGCAGCACCGCUUGCUCCGAAACCUACAUCGCGGCCUGGCGUUUCCAAACUUAAAUCUGGUCUUGCAGGGCCACGCCUCGGAGGUUUGAAGAAACCAGGACUUGCCGCUCCGUCCCCAAAGAGGCCAGUCGCAUCGCCGCCUCCCGAGGAUGAUGAAAUUGCGCCUCCACCCCAGCCAAAAUUUGGUGCUGGACGAGGACCUGUUGGCCGUCCGUUAGGCAAGCCUGCUGCUGAGCCUGUCGCUGCACCUGCUGCAGCACCUACUGGUCUUGGCUUAGUGGAGCGAGCAGAGCUUGAGGAAUUGAGAGCCGAAACUGAACGGCUGCUACGACAGAACGAGGAUCUACGUGCCGAACGCUCAAGGCUGACCUCUCAAGUACACGAGCUUCAGCACCAAAAUGCCCAAUUGAUCGAGGACCACACUCGUGACGUGCUAUCCAUAAAAGCCAAGGAGACUCAGCUUGUUCGUGCUCGAUCAGACUAUGACGCAGCCGAGCAGACGACUCAGACCCAACAAAGAGAGAUCGACCGUUUGAAGAGGGAGCUGAGUCGCCAGGUCCGUGUUACUUCACCACCACCUGCUGAUCUGGCGGAAUCAAUUUACUCUGACGGGAACGGACGUUUUGGUGACUCCAGCUACAACAGUCAUUCUUCGUACGGCCGUAAAGAGAGUCGCGUUGCAAGCGGCCCCAUUAGUCCAGGUGGUGAUGGUAAAGAGAAUUUCGAUUCUCUGUCCCGCCCAGACAGUCAUAUGAGUGGCAAGCUAAGUCCUUUGCGAGCAGAUGCGUCAGGCAAAUCAUCUUUCUCGUCUCGGGGUGGUCGCAAUAGUCCUGCUGAAAAUGGCACCAGCCGUAUGGGUGGUUCUCAUGCCGCCUCGGGUGCAGAGAGUUGGAAGCGUGCAGCGGAGGUGACGCAGAACUUGAAGCAAAGAAUUGAGAUGAUGAAGGCAAAGCAGGGUAUUGGAAGGCCGCCGCCUCAGUAGAUUUCUGACUCACAGCUUCCACGUUCGGUAGUCCUGUGCACAUGUACUGCACUUUCGCAUCUGGGUCGGCGUUUGGUUGCUCCAGGUCUGUUUACUUCCUGUAGGUCUGCUGUGGGGUGGUGUAUCUAGGUCUU
Messenger RNA from Boeremia exigua, 3044 nucleotides. RefSeq names its product armadillo-type protein. Gene Ontology annotation, cellular component: spindle pole body; kinetochore; microtubule plus-end. NCBI's taxonomy places the organism in Eukaryota, Fungi, Ascomycota, Dothideomycetes, Pleosporales, Didymellaceae. The record is from RefSeq and is a predicted model, not a curated record. Gene Ontology annotation, molecular function: microtubule plus-end binding; microtubule plus end polymerase activity. Gene Ontology annotation, biological process: mitotic spindle organization; microtubule polymerization; establishment or maintenance of microtubule cytoskeleton polarity. Bases 274 to 2910 code for a protein of 878 amino acids. The transcript is spliced from 3 exons.